AUGCCCAUACCGAAACCAAUACCAGCACCAAAUAAAAUACCAGUACCAACACCAUUACCAUUACUUAUACUGGCACCAAUACCGAUACAAAUACCAAACCAAUACCAUACCAACCCCAUACCAAUAUCAAUAAAUUCCAGUACCAAAACCAAUACUAAUAUCCGAAUCAGUAGUAGUACUAAUAUCCGAAUCAGUAGUAGUACUAAUAUCCGAAUCAGUGGUAGUAGACCAGUACCAAUACUGGCACCAAUACCUAUGUAUGCAAAUACCAUAUCAAAACCAAAACCAAUCUCCAUAGCAAUACCAACGCAAAUAACAAUACUCAGUCCAAUGCUGGUAGCAAAAGCAAUACCAAUACCAGUACCAACACCAUNUAUCCAACGCCAACACCAAUACCAAUACGGAUUAAAAUGCCAAUACCAAUGUCAGUACCCAUGCCAAUGA
Messenger RNA from Rhagoletis zephyria (snowberry fruit fly), 444 nucleotides. Its product is annotated as zinc finger protein 512B-like. Lineage: Eukaryota; Metazoa; Arthropoda; Insecta; Diptera; Tephritidae. The record is from RefSeq and is a predicted model, not a curated record.